AUGCUGAACGGGCAGCCGUUCAAAGUUGUCGAGUUCCAACACGUCCACCCGGGUCGAGGCGCCUCUUUCUGCCGCACGAAAGUCCGCAACUACUUAAACGGCAACACCAAAGAAGAGACGUUCAGAAACGGCACCACGUUUGAGGUUCCGGACAUCACCAACCUCCAGAUGCAAUACACGUACAAAGACGAAGACCAAUACGUGUUCAUGGACAUGGACACGUUCGAGGAGUGCCGAUGCCCGUCGGGAGAUUUUGAGAAGUUCAUCACCGAAGGCAUGACGUGCUCAGUGUUGCAGUGGGACGGGAAAGUAAUCGGUGUGGAACCGCCGGAGAAAGUGACGUUGGAAGUGACGAUGACCGAUCCCGGGUUGAAAGGGAACACGGCUUCCGGAGGAGAUAAACCCGCGACGUUGGAAACGGGCUUGACGGUGACCGUGCCUUUGUUCGUGAACAUCGGCGAUAGAGUCGUCGUGAACACCGCCAACGGUGGAGAGUACAAGGAAAGGGCGAAGUAA
Bathycoccus prasinos is the source of this 516-nucleotide messenger RNA. Its product is annotated as elongation factor P. Gene Ontology annotation, biological process: translational elongation; peptide biosynthetic process. The transcript has 2 exons. Gene Ontology annotation, molecular function: translation elongation factor activity. The record is from RefSeq and is a predicted model, not a curated record. NCBI's taxonomy places the organism in Eukaryota, Viridiplantae, Chlorophyta, Mamiellophyceae, Mamiellales, Bathycoccaceae. Gene Ontology annotation, cellular component: cytoplasm. Bases 1 to 516 code for a protein of 171 amino acids.